This is a messenger RNA of Acanthochromis polyacanthus (spiny chromis), 5582 nucleotides long. Its product is annotated as ral GTPase-activating protein subunit beta-like. The coding region runs from base 660 to 5435 and encodes 1591 amino acids. The record is from RefSeq and is a predicted model, not a curated record. Gene Ontology annotation, molecular function: GTPase activator activity. Lineage: Eukaryota; Metazoa; Chordata; Actinopteri; Pomacentridae. The transcript is spliced from 31 exons. Gene Ontology annotation, biological process: regulation of small GTPase mediated signal transduction; activation of GTPase activity.
GUGUUUUACAUCCUGUGCUGUGAUUGGACGGUUGUUUAUUGAUGUCGUGGCUGUUCUACAACCCAAACCGUUCUUCAUGUUCUGCUGUGCGGGCUCUCCUGAAUACAGUUUUGUUUUUGGUCUAUAACUUGUGAUGGAUCUGCUGAAGAUCUACAAAUCUGCUUCUGUUUCUGUGGCAUUAGAACCCAGUGGAACCUCUCAGGUCCUGGUUGUCCUGGAUUCGGGUCCUGGUUCUGCUCAUGUUGGUGAAUUUAAUCAGAAGCUGAAGCUUGAUUCUCUCCAGCAGCCAGCAGGGGGCGACUCUGAUGAGGAAAACACCAGAACUGUCCUAAACCCAAACUAUUUGUUCUCACCUGUUCUUGACCCAAAGACUCAGUGUUCCGGUUUAAACCCAGAGUUUGGGUUCCUAGAUGUGCUAGUCGCAUAUUCUCUGCAGGUUCUUCAGGUUCUCCAGGUCGUGUCUAGAACAGUAAACAUCCUGAGUCAGCCUGUUGACUGUAAACGUCCUGCCAGUCGGAGCCGAGGGAGAAGAGGUGACUUCAAGUUCAGAGUCGUGACUUUCAGAGCGACCGACUGAUUUCACUGUUUGUCUUCUCAGGUGUGAACACUCGGCUGGACUCACCUGUUCAGGUGUCCAGGUGAGCUCUGAUUGGCUGGACAUGGACCAAUCACUGUCCGGUGGGGGGGCUCAUGUGAGCGUGCUCAGUUGUUUCCCACCAUCUGUGGGUAGAGAUGUUACCGUUGCCGUGGUGAAGCCCUUAGCAGCCAGCCUGGGAAACCCCGACACCUGCAGCCUGCUGCGCACAGACAGACAGGUGAAGUGGACGAUGGAGAUUCUGUGCUACGGUCUCACUCUCCCAUUGGACAGAGACACAGUCAAACUCUGUGUGGACGUCUAUACCGAUUGGCUGAUGGCCUUGGCUUCCCCGAGAAACUCCACCCCUCCACCAAUCAGCAAAGAGCCAGACCUGUACGUGCAGAAGAUGCUGCGACACCUGUCCAGUCUGUUCCUGCCCAGGUGGAACCAGCAGAGUCCCAUCCACCUGUCGCUCUGUCAGCAGGUGCUGUGUGCCGUUCAGUCAUUGGCCAGAGAGAACUUCAGCUUGAGCAGAGACACCUGGGAGACGCUGCUGCACUUCCUGCUCCACAUCAACCACGCCAUGCUGGCUCUGCCCACUGCUGCAGGUGUUGUCUCAGACCUGUCCAUGGAGGUGCUCCUGGAGGUCUGGCUGCUGUCUUGCUCUCGGUGUUUUCCGUCUCGUUCUCUCUGGCAGAUGUGUAGACAGAUGUUGAGCAGCUGGAAGCAUCAGGCUGCAGUGGUGCAGCAGUGGAGCCGCGUCGUCACAGCGCUAACGUCCAGGCUGCUGCUGCUGAACUUCGGUCCGUCCUUCCCUCCGUUUAAAGUCCCAGAUGAGGACGCUGCUCUGAUCCCUGUCGACCUGGAAGACGAGCGAAUCCCUCACACCUGGUUCAGGUUCCUGCACCUAUUCAGUAACCCGGUAGAACUCGUUGAAGUCUCGCAGGAUGAAGCGUUCCGGGGAGACGUUCAGCUGCCAGACAUCUUCUUCAAAGCCAUGAAAGGAAUCAGCUCACUGGUCGAUGCAUUCCUGGGUGUGACUGUGGAGAGCAAAGAGCUGACAGAGCAGCUGCUGUCAAACACUGGACUGUCAACGAGGUUACACGUCAGAGAUCGUCUUCCUUCUCUCAGUAAGUCCAAACGUCCAGUCCAUGAACUCAUCAGAGCAGACAGCAGAACCACAACCUGUUCCACGCGGUCUCUUCCCAGGUGUUGCUGUGACCAGAAACCCAUUCAGAGACCGCCUCCCCCCUUAUGGUAUGUCUCGGCCUCGUUCUGGCAGUGCCCCGCCCACCCCAGUCAACAUACUGAGCAUGCCCAGUGCAGCUCCCUCCACUACAUCCCCCCCUCCACACAACGGACGGCUGAAAGCAGCAAACGUUUCCAAGGCAACCAGCUAACCUUCUACAGUACCACACUGUUUGUUUUCAUGCUUCAAUUUUCCUCCUUACCUGUCCUGGUGCAUGACAUCAUCGCCUGUCCUGGUGCACCACGUCCUGACUCGGCUCCUUCUCUCUUCUCUCGGAUAUCUUCAUCCUCUCCACAGGGGAAGUCUUCCUUCCACCCUUCCUCCUCUGCUCAUCCUCUAUGCUCCUCCCCCCGACCCUCCCCCUCCCCUCUCAGGUGUACCAUGGAUUCCCUCCUACACCUGUUUGGCAGCUGGCUGUUUGAUGCUGCUCUGAUCGGCAGGGACUCUGGUCUUUCCACUCAACAGCGUGAUGUCACUGUGAUGUCAGAGAGGUGGGCAGAAGGUCGAGCUGAGGCUUGUGGGACACUCUGCAGGAUCUUUACGUCUAAGAAGACUGCUGAGGAGAUCCUGUCUGUUUAUCUAUCCAGGUUCUACCUGGUUCUCCUGCAGGGUCUGCAGGUGUCAGAGGGGGUGUGUCCUCCUGUUCUGGCCUCCAUCCUGCUGAACUCCACUCGUUUGUUCUGCUGUGACUUGAGAGGAGUCAACCUGUUGCUCCCCUCCUUCAUCUCUGCUCUGGAGAAUGUGCUGCUCGACAAAGAGCUGCUGAGGUUCAAACAAUUAGUGAGUGUGGUGGAUUUAAGGCGAGCCUCCAUCCUCAUCCUGCUGUCCCUGCUGCCCCUCCCUCUGCAGUUUGGAUUCCUCCAAUCAGAGGUCUUAGUAGAUGGGAGGUUCAGUGCUGAUGAUGUCAUAGCAGGUAGCUUUCUGUCUCUGAAGCCCCGCCUCAUCAGUGUUCUGAUUGGAGCUCUGCAGACGGAGACGGACACAUCCAACACACAGCUCCUCCUGGCGGCGAUGCUGAACGUGGUUCAGGACUCUGCUCUGUUUGAGGUCGCAGGACAAACCCAGCAGGAACCUGAGUCCCAGCAUAGUGGAGCCAAACCCAGACGGACAGCGGGGGGGACCAGUGGGAACAGAUGGACCAGAGGACCAGCUGUUCAAUCAGAUGCAGCGGCAGUUCUGUGGGUUCAGUUUGUGCGUUCCCUGACUCAGCGUCUGACAUCUCAGUGGAGGAAUGACUCAGCAGUUUGUCUGUCAGCACUGGAAGUACUGGGAGGACUGGCCAAGGUGCAGGUUCAGGUGGACGAGGUGGAGAGGAGGCGGGCGGUCAGCUCCGUUUGUACCUACAUCGUGUUCCAGUGCAGUCGUCCUCCUCAGCUUCACUCCAGAGAUCUGCACUCCAUCAUCGUCGCCGCUUUCUACUGUCUGAAUGUCUGGUUAACCCAACACCCCGCCCUGCUGGACCACCAGGAGUGUCUGUUGGAGGUCCUAGAGAUUGUGGAAUUGGGAAUUUCAGGCAGUAAGUCCCGACAGGAACAGGAAGUGAAGCGUAAAGAGGAGAAGGACCUUAACCCGGCCUCUCUGAGGGUGAAGGAGGCGGCUGAGGCCACGCUGAGCUGUAUUAUGCAGGUUUCGGAGGCGUUCCCGUUCGUUGGCGGGUCACUGAGUGAAGACGCUCUGAUUGGCUGCUCUGCUUUAAGUGACAGCAGCCUGAAGAAGUUCAGAUAUUUUGUGGUUGAAAGCUCCGUCAUUCUGGCCAUGCUGGAACAAGGAUCAGGACCUGAACAGGCUCCGUAUCCGUCGCUCACAGUAUUGAUCAGAGGACCGUCAGGACGUCACACUUGGACUCUGGAGCUCCACCUGCAGCCCAGAGGUGGACGAGCACAGACACAGCAAUCUCCGAUCUCAGAACAGAGCCGGGGAACCCAGGAGGAUGCAGGGAUACGAAGUCCUGUCAAACAUCAGCUGUUUCCUGAAAACAUGGACAGAGUUCCUCCAGUUAGAGCAGACCGGAGCAUUCCAGCUCUGCAAGAAACCGCAACAGAGCAGGUGCAGCAGCAGCUGGAGUGUCUGCGAGCAGCGUUGAGGAGACAGCAGCAGAUUGAAGCUCGGCCAAUAGUCAGCGGUCGUUCGGUCGUCAUGACAACCUGUAGGCCACCGCCCUUAGCUACCCGGUUCCAGACAGCGAGACUCUUCCUGUCCCACUUGGGCCUCCUGACACCUGACAGCGUGAAGGAUCCAGGUAUCAGCGGUGUCCCCGCCCACCUUGUCUCUCUGGACUCGUCUCUUCCUGGUUUCUCUGAGAGUCUGAGACGAUUGGACAAGCUGCCGCCCAGAAACUGUGACUCCGCCUUCAUCUUCUACUUGAGAGCAGGACAGAGGACAGCUGCUGAGGUCCUGAGGAACGUGGAGUCUCGCUGCAGCGUCCAGUCUCACUUCCUGGACCUGCUGUCGUCUCUCGGUUGGCCGGUGCAGGUGGGGCAGCAGCAGGGGGGCGGGGCUCACAGCAGCCGCUCAGAGUUCCGUGCUGUGCUGGGAGACAGUGGAGGGGACGUGUUUGAUGGACGGACGUUUGUCCUGAUGUUCUCCGACGCCCUGACAGACAUCACUUUCAUCGUCCCGUCGCCAUCACACAAAGCAUUCGAUUGGUCAAAGACUUCAGAGGAGGCGGAGCCACUGAAUGAGUCACCAUCUGACCUGCAGAAUCACCCUGACUCCGCCCCCAACUCCACAGUAUGGAAACACCUAAUUACCUGUUUAUCUCUCACCUGUCUGUCUGUCUGUCUGUCUCUUACCUGUCUGUCUGUCUGUCUGUCUCUUACCUGUCUGUCUGUCUGUCUGUCUCUUACCUGUCUGUCUGUCUGUCUGUCUGUCUCUUACCUGUCUGUCUGUCUGUCUCUUACCUGUCUGUCUGUCUGUCUGUCUGUCUGUCUGUCUCUUACCUGUCUGUCUGUCUGUCUGUCUGUCUCUUACCUGUCUGUCUGUCUGUCUCUUACCUGUCUGUCUGUCUGUCUGUCUCUUACCUGUCUGUCUGUCUGUCUGUCUGUCUGUCUGUCUCUUACCUGUCUGUCUGUCUGUCUGUCUGUCUCUUACCUGUCUGUCUGUCUGUCUGUCUGUCUGUCUCUUACCUGUCUGUCUACCUGUCCAGUUGUAGACAUAAAGUUGGGUUCUCCGGUUCUUGGUUCCGGCUGCCAGCUGAUGAUCGUUUGGGUCGAACGCUUUGAGGACAUUGAGAGUUUCCCCCUGAAGGAGCUGAUGUCAGAGCACAGGACCCAGACCAGCACCCAGACAGAGUCCAGUCCAUCAGACGUCCAGCUGGUCUUCAUCCAUCCGCUGAAAACUGGACUCUACUCCGUCUGUCUCCAUGGAAACGGCUCCAGCAAAUUCAGCCUGGCCGUCCCACUGGUCAGCGGGAGUGUAGUCAGCAUGAGGUCACUGGGUUUCCUGCUCAGAGAGAUGGUGAUCAAUGGUUGCCAUAGGCGACGGCUGGACAGUGACUCCGCCCCCCCGCCUCACAUCAGACGGAAACACGCCAUCAGUGACAUCAUCCAUCGGUACCGGUGCCGCCGCUCUGAGCCCGCCUUCUACUCCGCCCUGUUCCAGGACCUCUGAGCUGUUGCCAUGGAAACCCUGUUGUUUUUAUUUACUGUGUUUAAAAUGUGCAGUAAACCGGCCAAUCAGAACAAGGUGUACGACUGUUACAGGUGACUGAUGAUGUCACCUGGCUGAUGAUGAUGCGUAAUAAAAUUGCCAAACAUC